Messenger RNA from Myxocyprinus asiaticus (Chinese sucker), 3205 nucleotides. Its product is annotated as C1q-related factor-like. Lineage: Eukaryota; Metazoa; Chordata; Actinopteri; Cypriniformes; Catostomidae. Gene Ontology annotation, molecular function: protein binding. The coding region runs from base 276 to 1106 and encodes 276 amino acids. The record is from RefSeq and is a predicted model, not a curated record. The transcript is spliced from 2 exons.
CCUACUUCUUCAGCACCCAUACACUCCUGCUCACUCACCUGCAGAAUCAGUGCAGGCAAAGAUCUCUCUCUUUCAAGCAAGAAAAAUUUCCACACACUCACUUGAGAUCCUUGGCAGUCCCGUUCUUAUCUUCGCCUGAGGCUGAGGGAGUCAGAUCCCUCUCACUUCCAGUGGUCAAUAUUCCGGUGUGCAGUGAGAGCUCCGCGCUGGCGGCUCAGCCCCUUUCGCGCUUCAGCCUGGGACGGAAGACCCUGCUGGGGGCUGGCGUGGCCGUCAUGCUCCUCUUGGUACUGGUUGUCCUCAUCCCCGUUCUGGUCCAUUUGGUGGGAAGCAGUGAAAACGGCGGUCAAUAUGAGAUGCUGGGCACUUGUCGUAUGGUCUGCGAUCCAUUCUUGGAAAAGACUAGCUCUACUUCAGGUAUUGGUACAGGUACAGCUAUCACUAAUACACAGCUGGAGGCAGAGGCACUGACUGAUCACAGCAUGGGACCUCCAUUGCCAAACUAUGCCCAUGGACCGCAGGGCAAACCUGGCCGCCAAGGGAAGCCAGGGCUACCAGGACCACCUGGACCCCCGGGACCACCCGGAGAGCCAGGUCCCCCAGGACCAAUGGGGCCACCGGGAAAUAAAAACCACACAGAAAGACCGGAGCUCUUUGCUUUGGGUGGAAGAACCGCUACCGGAAUUGGUACUGCUGUUUUUACAAUGGGUCCUCGUGUAGCAUUUUAUGCAGGUCUGCGAAACCCGCAGGAGGGUUAUGAGAUUCUGAGGUUUGACGAUGUAGUUACGAACAUUGGGAAUUACUAUGAUGGAUCAACUGGGAAAUUUGUGUGCAAAGUUCCCGGGACGUACUUUUUCACAUACAAUGUCCUCAUGAGGGGAGGAGAUGGAACCAGCAUGUGGGCGGACCUACUGAAAAAUGGACAGGUGAGAGCCAGUGCUAUCGCACAGGAUCAAGACCAGAGUUAUGACUACGCCUCAAACACAGUCAUCCUACACCUGGACCCUGGAGACGAGAUCUUCAUCAAGCUAGACGGUGGAAAAGCACAUGGUGGAAACAGCAACAAGUACAGCACUUUCGCUGGCUUCAUUCUGUACAGUGACUAGAGUCCAGAGGACAUUUUUUCCUUGAGUUCAGCCUUUGGUUGACCAUAGGUAAGAGAGACAAAGAUGUCUUUGUUGAUUUUACAAUGCCAGGCACAGUUGUAAAUCUCUGAUAUUUUGUCAUUUUUAGUAAGCCCUUCCCUUCUGUAAAAUUCAGUUUAAACUGGUAGCUGUGUUUUGAAACAUGGUAGCUUGUUAUUAGGUGAUCCAAGCUGGAUUUAGCUUGUCCAAGCUGGUUAUUAGCUGAUUUGUAGCUGGUCCAAGCUGGUUUUUAGCUGGUCCAAGCUGGUCAUUAGAUGGUCCAUGCUGGUUAUUAGAUGGACCAAGCUGGUUAUUAGCCUGCCCAAGCUGGUCAUUAGCUGGUGCUGGUCCAAGCUGGUGAUUUGAUGGUCCAAGCUGGUCAAUAGAUGGUCCAAGCAGGUCUUUAGCUGGUCCAAGCUGGUCUUUAGCUGGACCAAGCUGGUCAUUGGUUGGUCCAAGCUGAUUUUUAGCUGAUCAAAGUUGGUUAUUGUCCAAGCUGUUUAUUAUCUGGUCCAGACUGGUCAUUUGAUGGCCCAAGCUGGUCAUUAGAUGGUCCAAGCUGGUUUUUAGUUGAUCCAAGCUGGUCAUUUGAUGGCCCAAGCUGGUGAUUAGAUGUUCUAAGCUGUUUUUAGCUGAUCCAAGGUGGUUUUUAGCUGGUCCAAGCUGAUUUUUAGCUGGUCCAAGCUGGUCAUUAGAUGGUCUUUAGCUGGUCCAAGCUAGACAUUAGAUGGUCCAAGCUGGUCAUUAGAUGGUCUAAGCUGGAUUUUUGCUCAUCCUAGCUGGUUUUUAGCUAAUCCAAGAUGGUUAUUUGCUUGUCCAAGCUGGUCAUUAGAUGGUCCAAGUUGGUUAUUUGCUUGUCCAAGCUGGUUAUUUCCUGGUCCAAGAUGGGCAUUAGAUGAUCCAAGCUGGGCAUUAGCUAUUUGCUGCUCCAAGCUAGUUACUAGAUAGUCCAUGAUGGAAAUUAACUGGUUGUCCAGCCACCAUGUACUAAAAAUCCACUUGGCCACCUUAAGCUGGUGUGACCAGCUGGUAACAGGUUUGUUGCUGGUUCAAGAUGGUCCACCAGUUCGAAUCCAGCUGCCAUGUUCCAAAACACAGUUACCAGCUUAAGUUGGAUUUUCCAGUAGGGUUGGCAUGUUUAGAUUGUGACAAAUCCUUUAGUUUUUGUUUUAUCAUCUCUACUUUACCCCCAUAGUUCUCUUUGCGCUACAGGGUGCUUUCACAUAUGAAAUUCAACAGCUGGACGAAGUUCUACUUAUGUAAACACACAUGAGUCAUAAAAUGAUUUGUUUCAGGGGUAAAAUGAUUCAUUUUGCACCGUAAAGAUCAUGGGCCAAGUUUGUUUUAGUAGGCAUUACCUUUUUGCCUCUAGCACAUCACAGUUUUGUGGUUUUAUAGCCUGUUACACUCACCUCCAGGGACCAGGAUUUAGAUUUAGCAUAGAAUUAACUUUUCUACAAGUGGAAGCACUCAAAAUCAGAGAGCAGGGCCGCAGGAAUUCAGAAUCACAUCAGACAUCAUUGAAUGAAAGCCCAAUUGUGUAUGUGUUGAUAUUUAAUUGUAGUGUUGUCAUUGUACCUGAUGGUCAAUCUGUGAAUCUACAUUGAUGUUAAUCAAUGUCUCUUUAAUGCAAUGUGAAGUAAAUUACCUUAAAUUAUGCCCUAAAGAUUUUAUAAGAUGAGUGUAUGCACCUGGUUUUGACUGCUGUAAAUUAUACCCUGUAUCUGUGUCUAUCAUAAAUCAUAGUUAUCAUAUGUGACUGAUGUAUGGAUGUGGAAAUAAUAGCACAACUAAAGCUUAACAUUCAUUUAACUUUUGGUGAUGCUAACGUCCUUCUACGUAUGUUGUUUUAAACAAAUAAUUAUGAAGUAAAUUGCUUUCUGAGCUAAUCUAACAGUAAAAAAACUUGUCAUGUAAGAGUUACCAUUUCACAAGAAUAGACAAAAAUCUUCAUGGUAACUGUAACAGUUUUAAAAAUUAGUCAUCUUUAUUUUUAUUAACAAGAUUACACUAUGUAUACAGGUAUAUGAAAUGUAUUUUAUGUUCUCAAUGUAACGGCUCACAAAUAUUUGCUUUUGCUA